Daphnia magna is the source of this 2468-nucleotide messenger RNA. RefSeq names its product serine/threonine-protein kinase tricornered (gene trc). Gene Ontology annotation, molecular function: ATP binding; protein serine/threonine kinase activity. Lineage: Eukaryota; Metazoa; Arthropoda; Branchiopoda; Diplostraca; Daphniidae. The record is from RefSeq and is a predicted model, not a curated record. Gene Ontology annotation, biological process: intracellular signal transduction; peptidyl-serine phosphorylation.
AAGAGAGAAGAACGGAACACAGAUCACCUGAGAGUCAGAUAGAGAGACUGUGCGGGCGAGAGAAACAAGUAAAGUCAAGAAGUCCGAGAAAUUAUUUUAAAACUGGCUGCUUAACGGCUUAUUUUCUGCUUCUAAUGUUUUGACCAUUGUUCACACGCGGUGCGAAAGAGUUUAAGAGUUUUAACUGGGGUAACAGAUUUCACGAAUUUCGCACCUUUCUUUUUGUUUACUGGCUGGUUGCAUUCUCUUGAAGAGGUUCUCCAACCUGGAGGUCAAUUGCCUUGAGUUGUAAUUCAAUCGCGUACGUAGUUUCAGUGAGCCGUCACUGUCAUCAUCCAACCUCAACAAAGGAGUUAUCCUGGAUUUUUUCUGGUGGUGGUUGCGUCAGAAGGGACCGGGACCCAGUCCCCGACGUCGAUACCAGCAGCAACAGCAAGAGAGAUCUCAACAACAUCGUCAUCGAAAAACCCAUCGUUCCAUUGGUACGAAUUGCCACAACAAUAACAACGACGAAAACAAUAUGUUAGGGGCCGCUCAGGAUCAACUGGCGCCCAUUCGACUUAGUGGCCAUACCUUGGACAAAGCCACCAAAGCCAAAGUGACGCUUGAGAAUUAUUACAGCAAUCUCAUCGCUCAGAAUGUCGAACGACAGCAAAGACUCGCUAAGUUGGAAGAGACCUUGAGGGAAGAAGGUUUGACGGAGACGCAGAAACAGGAGAAACGUCUGCAACAUGCCGUCAAAGAGACUGAAUUCUUGCGACUGAAACGUUCUCGUUUGGGCGUCGAAGAUUUCGAACCUCUGAAGGUGAUCGGUCGAGGGGCGUUUGGAGAAGUGCGUCUUGUUCAAAAGAAAGAUACCGGCCAUGUUUACGCUAUGAAAAUCUUGAGGAAAGCUGACAUGUUGGAAAAGGAGCAGGUGGCUCACGUUCGAGCUGAACGUGACAUUCUAGCCGAAGCGGAUCACCAAUGGGUUGUGAAAAUGUAUUAUUCAUUUCAGGAUCCAGUAAACCUCUACCUUAUUAUGGAAUUUCUUCCUGGAGGUGAUAUGAUGACAUUGUUGAUGAAGAGAGACACUCUAUCGGAAGAAUGUACCCAAUUUUACAUCGCCGAAACGGCGCUGGCCAUCGAUUCUAUUCACAAACUGGGCUUCAUUCACCGAGAUAUUAAGCCGGACAAUCUCCUACUCGACGCUCGAGGUCACAUUAAGCUCUCGGAUUUCGGUCUUUGUACGGGCCUGAAAAAAUCUCACCGCACAGACUUUUACCGCGACUUAAGCCAGGCAAAGCCAUCCGAUUUUGCUCCGAGUAAUCCCAUGGACAGUAAAAGACGGGCCGAGAGCUGGAAGAAGAAUCGACGUGCGCUAGCCUACAGCACGGUGGGGACACCUGAUUACAUCGCCCCGGAAGUGUUUAUGCAAACGGGUUAUGGCUCGGCGUGUGACUGGUGGAGUUUGGGGGUCAUUAUGUACGAGAUGCUGAUCGGUUAUCCACCAUUCUGCAGCGAGAAUCCGCAAGAGACGUACCGUAAAGUAAUGAACUGGAGAGAAACCCUCAUAUUUCCACCGGAGGUGCCUAUAUCAGAAGAUGCUCGUCAAACCAUUUUGAGGUUCUGCUGUGAGGCAGAUCGACGGGCGGGAUCCCAACGGGGGCUGGAUGAUUUGAAAUCGUACAACUUUUUCCGAGGUGUCGAUUGGGAGCACAUUCGCGAAAGACCGGCUGCCAUUUCGGUCAACAUUCGCUCCAUUGACGAUACAUCUAACUUUGAUGAAUUCCCUGACGUCGACCUGAAAAUCCCUUCGGCACCUGAGCCUCCAAAAGAGGGUGACGUGUCUACAUACAAGGAUUGGGUGUUUAUCAACUACACGUUUAAGCGUUUCGAAGGAUUGACACAACGAGGUGUCCUCCCCUCGCACAUGAAAAAGUAGUAAAAAAUUUAAGAAAAAUUCCUUCCCCCCACUCUUUUUGCUAUCUGAGAUAUAAGAAAAAAUAUUUGUUGUUGGUUAACGGUUUUUUUAAAAGAACGAUCCACUUGCACUUUGUACCGUCUUAAAAACGAAUUCUACAAUUUUUUUUGUCCCCCGUCUUUUGGAUCCAUUCGACUUGUGUAGGGAAAAUCAACUAAAUUUAUCACAUACUCUGGAAAUCUUUCACUUAAAUUCUUUUGUUUUCUUCUUUUUCCCCACUGUGUCUCGAUCUCAUCUUUAUUAUUAUUUUUUUGAGGUUUUUCGCAAAAAGGAAAAAGCAGAUUAGCAACCAAAACCAAAACAUGAUUUGUAUAUAGAUAUUAUUCUUCUCCCAUUUUUCCCCCGUCAGAUCUGCUAUCCACCACUGCAACUCUUUGGAUUCUAGCUCAUCACUUCUACACCCCACAACAAAAAUCCUCCUGUUGGUAAGCAAUCAAAAACAAUUCUUUGUUCCUGGUGUAAAUGUAACAAUAAUAACAAAUAUAUGAUCAUAGCAUAUUAUUAA